AUGGCUUGGACUGAAAUGCAAAAAAAUAUGCUCAUGCUUGUUUCAUUGGGCUGCAGUUUGUGUUCUGGUAUUAUUUUCAAAUCAUAACAAAGAUAAACAGUUGAUGGCUAAUCUUUUAACCAUCCUUUCUGUUAAACUCUUAUUAUGUUCGUAGGUGAAUUAUUGUGCUAUGGUGUAUUCGUUUUUUACAAAAGAAAAUAUGCAGAGGAUUAUGAAAAAGAUAGAAAAGAAAGUAUUGCCCAAGGAUAGUCUGAUAAAAUCAACAUUUUUAUCUUCGCAGCUCCUGCAGCAUGCGAUAUGGUCACUUCUACUAUCUCUUUCUUCUCUAUGAAUUUGAUGCCUUUAUCCAUGUAAUAUAUGUUUAAUGGUGGUAAUAUUAUCAUGACUGCUAUUUUCUCUGUCGUUUUCUUAAAAAGAAAGUUACAUAGAUAAAAUAUCUUUGGUAUUUUCCUUAAUGUUACUGGUUUAGCCUUUAUGGGUCUCAUGGCUUUAGUUGUUGAUAGCAACAGCAUUGAAAAUCCUACUUAAAUGAUGAUUGGUAUUAUUCUUUUAGUCUGCUCCUUUUUCACAUAUGCUACCUAAAUGGUUGUCGAAGAAAGAUUCUUUGGUAAAUACUUUUUACAUCCUUUCUAAGCUGUAGGUUAUGAAGGUAUGUUUGGUAUCGUUUAUGCCUCUCUUGGUAUCCUUAUUUUUAACUUCAUUCCCAACCCUAGUUCUUUUGAAGCAACUCCAAAUAAUAAAAUCGAAGAUUUCCCUAAUUUCAUAUACUAAGUUUUCUCAUUCUAAAAUGUUGCUUUGUUCUUCUUAGUCCUUGCUGGUGUCGUCAUUAUCAUUAUCCUUAAUGGUGUUGGUCAAGCUGUUACAAAGUACGUAUCUGCUCUUGCUAGAGCAGUCUUAGGUGUUACUUCACCUUUCUUGAUUUGGAUGUUCUGUCUUGCUGUUGGAUGGGAAGAUUUCAAGUGGUACUAACUUGUUGCUUACUUCAUUAUUACCACAGGUACUCUCAUUUACAAUGAAAUCUUGGUCAUUCCUAUAUUGGGUUUCAAUAAAAACCUCAGAAGACACGCUGCUGCUGCCGCUGCUGCCGCCGCCGAAGAAUAACAAUUACUCAGUGGCCCUCCUCAAAAACAAUCUUUGAGAGGUUCAAGACGUACUCAUCGUUCUUUCAAAUCUGUUGGCUAAUUUAAUGAUGAACCUGUUUCAAAUAUAACUGAUUAAUAUUCUGAUGAUUGA
Molecule: messenger RNA, 1233 nt
Organism: Tetrahymena thermophila SB210
Lineage: Eukaryota; Ciliophora; Oligohymenophorea; Hymenostomatida; Tetrahymenidae
Product: nucleotide-sugar transporter
Exons: 1
Biological process (GO): pyrimidine nucleotide-sugar transmembrane transport
Cellular component (GO): intracellular membrane-bounded organelle; Golgi membrane
Molecular function (GO): pyrimidine nucleotide-sugar transmembrane transporter activity
Source: RefSeq, a predicted model, not a curated record